AUGGGAGGUCCAGGAUCAUCGCCAUGUGCUUCGUGUAAGCUUCUACGACGACGCUGUGCAAAAGAUUGCAUCUUUGCACCUUAUUUUCCUCCUGACGAUCCUCACAAAUUCGCCAUUGUUCAUAAGGUCUUUGGCGCAAGCAACGUCAGCAAAAUGUUGCAGGAGCUACCGGUUCAUCAAAGAGCUGACGCGGUGAAUAGUUUGGUAUUCGAAGCAAAUGCACGAGUUAGAGAUCCGGUAUACGGCUGCGUAGGAGCAAUCUCCUACUUACAGAACCAAGUCUCACAGCUUCAGAUGCAACUAGCAGUGGCUCAGGCCGAGAUUCUUUGCAUUCAGAUGCAAAACGAGCCAAGUUUACAGCCUCAUCAAGUACUUGAACUUGACCCAGAUCACAAAGCUCUCUUGCUACACAACAACAACAACAACAACAACAACAACAACAGCAACAUCAAUAACUGCAACAGCAACAACAACAACAACAAUAACAACUUGGGUUAUGCCAUGUCUUCUGGGCAGUUCAACUCUAACUUUGCCUCUCCAAGCAGCAUAAUGCAAAUGCAGAUGCAAAUGCAAAUGCAAAUGCAAGACCCUCUUAAGCAAGAAUCUCUUUGGACUUAA
Microthlaspi erraticum is the source of this 618-nucleotide messenger RNA. The record is from the annotation of a GenBank genome assembly. Lineage: Eukaryota; Viridiplantae; Streptophyta; Magnoliopsida; Brassicales; Brassicaceae.